Molecule: messenger RNA, 1999 nt
Organism: Pleuronectes platessa (European plaice)
Lineage: Eukaryota; Metazoa; Chordata; Actinopteri; Pleuronectiformes; Pleuronectidae
Product: zinc finger protein OZF-like
Exons: 2
Coding region: 1-1368 (455 amino acids)
Biological process (GO): regulation of transcription by RNA polymerase II
Cellular component (GO): nucleus
Molecular function (GO): RNA polymerase II cis-regulatory region sequence-specific DNA binding; DNA-binding transcription activator activity, RNA polymerase II-specific
Source: RefSeq, a predicted model, not a curated record
AUGUCUGCCGUGCAGCUGCUGCGGGUGUCGGUACAUGAGCGGAUCAGCGCUGCCGCUGAAGACUUUCUGCUGCAGGUGGAGAAAGGAGGAGGAAAGGCUCAAGUCCCGGCGCUGAGAGCGCUGCUCACCGAGCGGCUCACAGCGGCGGGGGAGGAGAUCCUCGCAGGGCUUGAGGAAACCUUGGCGGAGUAUGAAGACAGAGUGGAGCGGUCAGAAAGGUCCGAGCGGGAGAUCUGCCGCCAGAGGAGGCUGCUCGAUGCCGUGAUGCAGCCCGUAGUCCGGCUGCACAGAGCAGUGUGUCCUCCAGCUGUCCAGCAACUGAUGUUGUAUAAAGAAGAGGUUACCCCUGAGGAGCUGCAGUGGAGCCCCCUUGUGGACCAGGAGGACCCAGAGCCCCCCCACAUUAAAGAGGAACAGUGGACCAAUCAGGAUGGACAGCAGCUUCAAGGACUGGAGGAGGCUGAUAUCAAGUUCACAUUGACUCCUGUCGAUGUGAAGAGUGAAGAAGAUGAAGAGAAACUUAAAUCGUCAAAGCUUCAUCCAAUUGAGACGAAGGAGAACAGAGCGGACUGUGGAGGACCAGGACCAUCCAGCAACUCAGGUCCUGGUGGACAUUUACAACCAGGUCCCGAGGACAAGACUGAAGACUCUUCUGACACUGAACACAGUGAGGAUGAUUGGAUGGAAACCAGGGAACCUCAGACUGGUUUAAAUACAAAAAAUAACAAACAGCCUCUAAGUGAUAUGGGAUGUAAGACAGGAAAAAAAUUGUUAAGUUGCUCUGAGUGUGGUAAAAGAUUUAACCAAAAGUGCACUCUAAAUAGACAUAUGAUGAUUCAUACAGGAGAGAAACCGUUUAGUUGCUCUGAGUGUGGUAAAAGAUUUAACCAAAAGUGGAAUCUAAAUUUACAUAUGAGGCAUCAUACAGGAGAGAAACCGUUUAAUUGCUCUGAGUGUGGUAAACGAUUUAACCAAAAGUGGAAUCUAAAUUUACAUAUGAGGCAUCAUACAGGAGAGAAAUUGUUUAGUUGCUCAGAGUGUGGUAAAAGAUUGAGCAGGAAGUCUGAUUUAAAGAGACAUAUGAGGUGUCAUACAGGAGAGAAACCGUUCAGUUGCUCUGAGUGUGGUAAAAGAUUUACCCACAAGUGGAAUCUAAAUUUACAUAUGAUGAGUCAUACAGGAGAGAAACCGUUUAGUUGCUCUGAGUGUAGUAACAGAUUUACCGAAAGGGGCAGUCUUAAUAAACAUAUGAGGACUCAUACAGGAGAGAAACCGUUUAGUUGCUCUGAGUGUAGUAAAAGAUUUACCGUAAGGAGCAAUCUAAAUACACAUAUGAGGAGUCAUGCAGGAGAGAAACAGUUUAGUUGAUCUUAGUGUGGUAAAAGAUUUAAGAUCCAGUCCCAUUGCACAAAACGUGAGGAUUCACAAAGGAGAGAAACCGUUAAGUUGCUCUGAGUGUAGUAAAAUAUUUACCGUAAGGAGUAAUCUAAACACACAUAUGAGGAGUCAUGCAGGAGAGAAACAGUUUGGUUGAUCUUAGUGUGGUAAAAGAUUUAAGAUUCAGUCCCAUUGCACGAGACGUGAGGACUCACAAAGGAGAGAAGUGAUUCAGUUGCAACCUUUGCAACAAAAGAUUCAUUAGGAUUUAUCAUCAAAUAUUCAUAUUAUACAUAUUCAUAGUUCACUGUUUUAAAUAGACUAUUAACAGUUUUUAUGUCCCUAGAAAGUAUAACUCAUUGAAUAACACGAAAGAUUUGUGUUUAAACAUAUUGUUUUUCUACUGAUUUCUACAUAAUUUAUCUAUUUUUCAUAAUGUCCUUCAUGUCAUUUUAAGGUAUGUUCCUCGCACAGUAUUAAUGUGUGUUCUUAACUAGUUCAUAUGAUUAAAUAUGUUUGUUUUAGAGCAAUGGUUUCUUGGUUCGUGAUAUUCAAUGACAGUGUGUGUUCUUAUUUAUGUAUUUAAUGUGUUUCCAAGAAUAAAAGUCAAAUUAAAAGAUAA